AUGACUGAAAUGGAAAACCAGAAGCAUCAAGAGGUUGUGGAAGCUGUACAGGCAGCCCUGCGGAGACACGAUGUGCAGCUCAAUGAUAUUAAUAAGAAGAUCUUUGAUGACCCAGAGCUCGCAUAUGAAGAAUUCCAUGCACAUGACAACAUCUGUACUCUUUUUACCUCGCUUUCGGCAGAUGGCUAUAGAGUUCGCCCUGGCGGUCGCACUGUGGUUUUUUGUGCCGAAUAUGAUGCUCUUCCUAACAUGGGCCACGCCUGCGGUCACAAUCUCAUUGCUACAAGCUCCAUUGCUGCUUUUAUCGCGACAUGCGAAGCCAUGAGAAGCUGUUUCCCAGAUAGCACAGAUUAUACACUUCGCCUCCUUGGAACACCUGCUGAAGAAGGAGGUGGCGGGAAAGUCAAGCUUCUCAAUGCUGGUGCCUAUAAAUCUGUUGAUGCCGCCUUAAUGGUCCACCCAAUGCCAACUUCUAAGGAGCUUCCCUUUGACGGUGUUGCAGCCAUUCCUCCUGGCGAUUUUCUGGCGACCCGAGGAUUCCGGAUUACAUUUACUGGCAAGCCUUCCCAUGCGGCCAUGGCCCCUUGGGAAGGCAUCAAUGCAUUGGAUGCUGCUGUUAGCGCCUACGUCAAUCUCUCGGUUCUUCGGCAGCAACUCCUACCCACUCAGCGGCUGCAUGGCAUCAUUACUCAUGGCGGAGAUAGGGCCAAUGUAAUUCCGCCGAGAGCUGUUAUGGAAUAUUAUAUUCGCUCCCUGGAUGCCGAAAGCCUGCAAACCCUUUUUGAGAGGGUCAAAGCAUGUUUUGAAGCAGCUGCCACUUCUACGGGUUGCAAAGUGGAAUAUGAAGAUUUGCACAACUAUCUCGAUGUGAAAUCAAACAUGCCUAUCUGCGAAAAGUAUGCGGAUGCUAUGAAGAAGGUUGGUCGGAAUGUCUGGGUCGGAGGCGGGAAUACACUUUUGUCCACUGGGGCUUCGACAGAUAUGGGAAAUGUAUCUUACGCUAUCCCAUCCUUCCAUGGAGUUUUCUCAGUCCCCGGAACAGCACCGAACCAUACCCCUGAGUUUACAGCGUCUGCUGGGAAUCCUGAGGCAUACCAGAGAUGUAUAGACUGCGGGGCUGGAAUGGCUGUUGUGGCCUGUCAGAUCUUGGCUGACGAUCAAUUUGCCGCGUCUAUUAAGGAUGAUUUCAAGCAGAAUGUUCCCCAACCAUCAAGCUGA
Molecule: messenger RNA, 1218 nt
Organism: Penicillium lagena
Lineage: Eukaryota; Fungi; Ascomycota; Eurotiomycetes; Eurotiales; Aspergillaceae
Product: M20 family metallopeptidase
Exons: 5
Coding region: 1-1218 (405 amino acids)
Molecular function (GO): dipeptidase activity
Source: RefSeq, a predicted model, not a curated record